Messenger RNA from Cynara cardunculus var. scolymus (artichoke), 769 nucleotides. Its product is annotated as RING-H2 finger protein ATL67-like. Lineage: Eukaryota; Viridiplantae; Streptophyta; Magnoliopsida; Asterales; Asteraceae. Gene Ontology annotation, biological process: protein ubiquitination. Gene Ontology annotation, molecular function: transferase activity. The coding region runs from base 65 to 646 and encodes 193 amino acids. The record is from RefSeq and is a predicted model, not a curated record. The transcript has a single exon.
AUCUCCGCCCUUUCUCCUCCCCUCCAAAUGGACAUCACCACCACCACCCACCACCAUCACUUCAAUGUCCACCCUUCCACCACCACCACCAACCACCACUAGCACCACGCAUACCUACCUAACAAACAUCGGCCUCGGCUAUGCCAUCGCCAUCGCAUUUGGAUUUCUCGUCCUCCUAUCCACCCUCCUCCUCGCUUCCUACAUCUGCUUCCGCCACAACCAGCGCCACCGCCGCCGUCAUCACCAACCUCAACUCCAAAACCCUAACGAUAACGGCGUAAUUCUCCCUAACAUAUUCUUCGUCGAUGAAAACAACAACGACGAUGGAGAAGAAGAACAAAACGCCGUCGUUGGACUAGAUCAAUCAGUUAUCAAUUCGUACCCUAAAUUUCCGUUCUCGAAGGAAAUGACGAACGGAAUCGAUUCAAUUUGCUCGAUCUGUUUAUGCGAAUAUAAAGAUGCAGAGAUGAUGAGGAUGUUACCUGAUUGUAAGCAUUGUUUUCAUUUGAUCUGUGUUGAUGCUUGGUUGAAGCUUAACGCUACUUGUCCUGUUUGCCGGAGUUCUCCGCUUCCGACGCCAUUAUCAACGCCGUUGGCGGAGGUUGUUCCUCUUUCACAGUAUUACGACGGCCACCGCCGGAGGUAACAGAUCAAUCCAACGCCGCUGUAUCAGAUCUCGUUUUCUGACCAGUGAUUCUAAGAUCGUUUUUGAGGUUUUCAGAUUUCAAAAUCCCUGUUCUUAUUGCGAUUUGGAGCUCGAUUUCAUAUC